Messenger RNA from Oryctolagus cuniculus (rabbit), 2910 nucleotides. RefSeq names its product cell division cycle associated 7 like (gene CDCA7L). Gene Ontology annotation, biological process: regulation of DNA-templated transcription. Gene Ontology annotation, cellular component: nucleus. The record is from RefSeq and is a predicted model, not a curated record. NCBI's taxonomy places the organism in Eukaryota, Metazoa, Chordata, Mammalia, Lagomorpha, Leporidae.
GGCCGGCCCCUCUCUCAUUUCUCCCGCGCGAAAGCUGGCUGGACCGCUCCACUCCCGCCCUCCUCUGCAGGGGGAGCCCGGCACCCCCACCUCGGCCGCCGCCCCUGGACACGCGCGACGGCAGGCUGGGCCGCGCCACCUACGACGCCAAGGGGGCCGCGCGUAAAGCUGGGUGCGCAGCCUGCGGUGGGAGGCCCGGCGGGGCGACGCCGAGUGGGCGGUGCGGCGCGCCCCCCCUGUCCUGGCGCCGAGUGCGCCUCUCCCCCGGGCCCGCCCGAGCUCCGCCUGGGUGCGCGGCCGCGGGGCGUUCUCGGAGCGCCUGUCCCGUGGCGAGCCGGGCUCCCGUGGCCGCGUGCUGGGGCGAGGCUGGCGUCCCGUUAGGAAGAAUGGAGUUGGCGACUGGUUCUCAGAUCCCUAAGGAGGUGGCUGACAUCUUCAACGCCCCCAGCGACGAGGAGGAGGAGUUCCUGGGCUUUGCAGAUGAGGUUCCCAUGGAAACCCUCUCGCCAGAGGGGAGCCGUGAUAGCUUUGACUCCCUGGCGUCCCCGGCGCAGGGGUGUGUUUUCGCUGCUGCAGGACGUGCGUUUCCGUUCCACAUACUUCACAGAAGAGCUGAGAAGGAUUUUUGUGGAGGACACUGACUCGGAGAUGGAAGAUUUCGAAGGCUUCACGCCGAGUGACGUCAGUGGGAGCAGCGGCGCGGAGCUGGGGGAGUCAGAUUUGGGCUCUGACAGCUCAGCAUCAGUGGUGAGUGAGGAGGAGGAACAGGAGGAGGAGGAGGCGGCGGCGGCCCCCCGGCGGCGGCGCAGGUCUGGACGAAGCAGCAUCGGUCUUCGAGUGGCCUUUCAGUUCCCCACCAAGAAGCCGGCGAAGCGGCCCGAGCGGAGCCCCUCCUCGGAGCCCUUGGGCCCCGGCCUGCGCUCCCAGGACAAGCAGGUGGCGGCCCUGGGCCGGAAGAAAAGCUGCAGGCCGGGGAGGGACAGGGAGGAGUCGGCUUCGGAGUCGGAGGAUGACGAGGGCCAGGAGAGCUCAGACGCCCUGCUGAAGAGGAACUUGAACAUCAAGGAGAACAAGGCCGUGCUGGCCCGGUUAUUGGCAGAACUGAACUCAAUGCCGGAUUUCUUCCCGGUACGGAGCCCGGCCUCAGCGUCCAAGAAGAGGACGACGACGCGGCGCGCCUUGUCCGAGGGACAGCUCCCCCGGCGCGUGAACCCGGCCCGCAGCGCCCGGCCACCCGAGCGCUUUGCCCUGGAGAGCUUCACCGUGUCGGCCGCCAAGUUCGCAGAGGAGUUCUGCAGAAUCAGGAGAAGGAAGACCAUCAGCGGGGGCAGAUGCCAGGGGUACAGGCGCCGGCACAGAGUGUCUUCCUUUCGGCCCGUGGAGGACAUCACUGAAGAGGACCUGGAAAACGUGGCCAUCACCGUUCGAGACAAAAUCUAUGACAAAGUCCUGGGGAACACAUGCCAUCAGUGCCGGCAGAAGACCAUCGACACCAAGACCGUGUGUCGCAACCAGGGCUGCGGCGGCGUGCGGGGCCAGUUCUGCGGGCCCUGCCUGAGGAACCGCUACGGCGAGGACGUGCGCUCCGCCUUGCUGGACCCGGACUGGAUGUGCCCCCCCUGCCGCGGGAUAUGCAACUGUAGUUACUGCCGCAGGCGCGACGGACGCUGUGCCACGGGCAUCCUCAUCCACCUGGCCAAGUUCUAUGGCUACAACAACGUUAAGGAGUACCUGGAGAGCUUACAGAAGCGGCUGGUGGAAGACAAUUAAGCGAGGCGGCAGCCAGCCAGUUCAGUGGAGAAGACGUGCAUACCGUUUGUGCCUACGAUUUCUUAUAGUUGUGUUUUUAUACAGAAAUGUCUUUGUAGAGUUCAGAGUUUCUAAAUACUAUUUUUAAAAAAGAGAUGUGUUUAUGUGCAUACAAGAUCUCAGGAAGAUAGCAGAGGACUCUAUGUAUAUAUAUUUACACACGUGUUGUGUGCACUGAAUUGUUCCAAGUGUCUGCUGACGGCAAAGCACAAUUUCAGUGGCGUGGAGGGAAGGUGCAGGUAAGUGGUGGAGGUGGCACGGUCGCCGUAGGCCCUUGUGUAGAUCGGUGCUGCUCUUUCACGUCCCAGACAGAUAACUCUAGGUCAGGCCGUUACCCACCCUUCGGUUUUUGCCUUCUCAUCGGAGACCACAGUGCAAUUAAGCACAGCGAACAGGCGAGAGCCAGCGUUUUAUUGGACUGCACAACAGGGGGCCGUCGCAUCCUGCUGCUUCUGUGUUUUGAAGAGUUCAUCGUUAACCUCUGAUAAGAACUACAGUGCCCCUUCCUCUUCCCUGCUCUGUGUCCAGAUGAGACCCUGGAGGGAGGGGGAGCUGGGCUAGGGGGAUGGAAGAGCCCCUCCCCUCCUCAUGUUUUAGAAAGGGAAUGCACGUGUGCACCACGCAGGAGCUGGAAAGUGUUUUAUGCUUUGCAGUAGGAGGAAUGCACGUGCCCGUGUUAACACUAUGGGAGCCCCUCCCCAACAUGCUGCCGAGGCUGGAGCCCCCGCCCAAAGACCGAGGACCCCUGCGCCCACCCCUCUCAGGCCUCCAGCAGCAGGGCCACGCCGGCCAGGACCCAUCGCGCCGUCUUCCCUUUGCUCUUCAGCCUGAAGGUCCAGACGUAGGUGGGGCCUCGCGCGUUGGUUCUGUACACGGGGCACUCGUAGGUGUGCUUGGUCUCCUGCCUGUCCACGGGUAUGGCCUUGGCAAAGAUGACUGGCAUGGUGGCUGUCAGCUCCCUGAGGCGGGCUUCCACGAUGGCUCCUGCCUGGGUGUCCCACCUGGCUCCUAGGGCACAAACACAAUGGCUGUAGCUGUGGGGCACGGGGGUACUGAUGAUGUCAUCGUUUGUCACAAUAAACAUUCCUGUUUUGUCACGUU